This is a messenger RNA of Adineta steineri, 1026 nucleotides long. The record is from the annotation of a GenBank genome assembly. NCBI's taxonomy places the organism in Eukaryota, Metazoa, Rotifera, Eurotatoria, Adinetida, Adinetidae.
AUGAGAUUACAUCCAAUAUUUCUUGAACCUGAAGUACAUUCAAGUAUAUUUCUAUUGACCAAUAUAAUUGGUUCAAUAUUUAUUCGAUUAAUUAUUCAUUCAUGGCCUUUAUCAUUAUUUUGGUCAAUAUUUUAUAUUAUUCUCAUUUUUUUAAUUAAUCAUGCUUUAGCAGCUGGUCGUUAUUAUCUACCAAUUAAAAAUUUACGUGAUCAAACAGUAAUUGUUACUGGUGCAGCAAGUGGAAUUGGUCGUGUUAGUGCUCUUAGUUUUGCUAAACUCGGCGCUCGUGUUAUUAUUGGUAUUCGUGGACAAGAACGUGCAGAAAGAAUCGCAAAACAAUUAUCAAAAGAAUCAAAUAAUGGAACAGUCAUUGGGUAUGAUCUUGAUCUAUCAAGUUUAGAAAAUGUUAAAAAAUUUGCUGAAAAAAUUGAUCAUGUUGAUAUUUUACUUAAUAAUGCUGGUACUAUGCCAGAAAUAUAUUCCGAAACAGUCGAUGGAAUUGAACAACAAUUUGCUACCAAUUAUAUUGGUCAUUUUUAUUUAACUCAACUUCUUUUACCUUUACUUACCAAUGGUCGUGUUGUAAAUGUUAGUAGUUUAGUGCAUCAUGCAGUUCCAUCGACGGGUAUUGAUUAUUCAUUUUCAAAAUUAAAACAAAAAUAUAAUCAUAUACAAGCAUAUGCAUUUUCAAAAUUAGCACAAAUCUAUCAUGCUAGUGAAUUAACACGUCGUUAUGGUAUUAAAGCUUAUUCAUUACAUCCCGGCACAGUUAUGAAUACGAAUUUAAAUAUCCAUAAAUCUGUUGUGGAACGAUUUAUUCUUCUUCUAUUAUCUGCAGUUGGUAAAACAGUUGAACAAGGUGCUAUGACUUCACUUUAUUGUGCAUUAUCCAAUGAUGCUAAACCUGGUCACUUUCAUUCGAAUUGUCAAGUAAGACGAGCAAGUAAAUUAGCAUUAGAUGCUCGUCGUGCAGAAGAAUGUUGGAAUGAAAGUGAAAAAUUAAUAAAUGAAAAAAUAAAAUCAUAG